GUUUGACAGACUUAGUUUGUGUUUUGGCAUGCACCAUGGCACUUCAAGAGUCAGGUCAUUCAUUCGUCUCGGUUGAGUUUGAAGUAUUUGGAAAAGUACAAGGUGUUUACUUCACCAAAUAUUGCAGAGACCGAAGCACAGAACUUGAUAUUGUCGGAUGGGUAAAGAACAGUAAAAGAGGAACUAUAAUGGGCAAAAUGCAAGGGCCAAAAUCAAAUGUUGAAGUAAUGAUCGCAUGGUUAUCCAAUGAAGGAAGUCCAGGAAGUAAAAUUGAGCGUUGUGAUCUGAUGAACUUCGAAUAUUUGGCAAGGAAAGAGUUCAAUGGAUUUAGCAUAAGAUUUUAAACAUCUUUAAGAAAUAAUAUUUUAUUUAUGCAGAUAUUAUAAGGGAAAAUAUAAAAACCCUAAAAUAUUGAUAUAAA
This is a messenger RNA of Melanaphis sacchari, 421 nucleotides long. Its product is annotated as acylphosphatase-2. Lineage: Eukaryota; Metazoa; Arthropoda; Insecta; Hemiptera; Aphididae. Bases 36 to 344 code for a protein of 102 amino acids. The record is from RefSeq and is a predicted model, not a curated record. The transcript has 3 exons. Gene Ontology annotation, molecular function: acylphosphatase activity.